UCGUCGCCUUGUCGGAACGCCCGCCACACCUCACGUCCAUAUAUCGGACGAAAAUGUUCGAUAAAUAUUGACCAUUGUUGUUCUAUUUAUCUUUUGGCGCCGUCAACGGAACAAUUUUUGUGCGACAUUCGUGUGGGUGUCAAAUCAAAUCGCCGGUAAUAGCUGCAGUUACGGCCGAUUGCCUAGCUGGUCGGCGUCAUCUCUAGACCGGACACGAGCUUGCACGCACGCACUCGCCACUGCCAUCGAAAGAAGACAGUCUAGAUCGGCCGGACUUUGAUAGCUGUACGAAUGAAACCCCGUCGUUGUUUCUUGUAAAAUAAACGCUAAGGUGUGAACAUCAGACGGAAUACAUCUCAUCGUUUUUGAUCUCUUUUCAAAGGACUAUAGCGCUCUCACUGCCGCAAUGGACAGUCGCGGCCGGAAAGUCAUCGUCUGUGACAACGGGACAGGGUUUGUGAAAUGUGGUUAUGCUGGCACUAAUUUCCCUGCUCAUAUAUUUCCGUCAAUGGUUGGUAGACCGAUAAUUCGUGCACACAACAAAAUUGGAGAUAUUGAAGUUAAAGAUUUGAUGAUUGGUGAUGAAGCUAGUCAGUUACGAUCCAUGUUAGAUGUCACAUAUCCAAUGGAGAAUGGAAUUGUGAGGAAUUGGGACGAUAUGUGCCAUGUUUGGGAUUACACUUUUGGACCAAAAAAGAUGAAUAUUGAUCCAAAAGAAUGUAAAAUUAUGUUGACAGAGCCUCCUAUGAAUCCAAUAAAAAAUAGAGAAAAAAUGAUAGAAGUGAUGUUUGAAAAGUAUGAAUUUAAUGCUGUUUAUGUAGCUGUUCAAGCUAUUCUAACAUUAUAUGCUCAAGGUUUGCUUAGUGGAGUAGUUGUGGAUUCUGGUGAUGGUGUUACUCACAUUUGCCCUGUUUAUGAAGAGUAUGUUUUACCACAUUUAACUCGAAGACUAGAUAUCGCAGGUCGCGAUGUCACCCGUUAUUUAAUAAAGUUGUUACUUUUAAGAGGAUACGCUUUCAAUCAUUCAGCCGAUUUUGAAACUGUAAGAAUGAUGAAAGAAAAGUUAUGUUAUGUUGCAUACAACAUUGAGACUGAACAAAAAUUAGCUUUGGAAACUACUGUUCUUGUACAGUCAUACACAUUACCAGAUGGUCGUGUUAUCAAAGUUGGCGGUGAAAGGUUUGAAGCACCUGAAGUAUUAUUCCAGCCACAUUUAAUAAAUGUUGAAGGCCAAGGUAUUGCAGAACUAGUGUUCAACACAAUCCAAACUGCUGAUAUCGAUAUGAGAACUGAAUUGUAUAAACAUAUUGUGCUCUCUGGUGGUUCAACGAUGUAUCCUGGACUACCAUCAAGACUGGAACGUGAAAUUAAACAACUUUAUGUGGAACGAGUGUUGAAAAAUGAUACAACUACCUUAUCAAAACUUAAAAUCCGUAUUGAAGAUCCGCCGUUGCGUAAAGACAUGGUGUUUAUUGGUGGAGCUGUGUUAGGUGAAGUAACCAAGGAUAGAGAAUCGUUUUGGUUAUCACGUGAAGAGUACCAGGACAGAGGAAUAUCUAUUUUGGAUAAGCUUGGGCCAAGAGCUGGAUAAAUGAUUAUCUCAAUUUAACUGAAUAUAAAAUAUAAGCAAUAAUUUUUUUUCUAAAUGAAACCCAUAUUAUAUUGAGUACCUAUAAAAAUAAUAAAUAAUGCGCUCAUAAAAAUUAAACAUUGACUCAAAAUUAACACACCUAAUAAAAAUUACACAGAUUACAUCUGUUCAUAAAUUUAUUGUUAAGAACAAACAAGCUUAAUAUUUAUUCUAUGAAACACUUAAUUCCAAUUUAAAAUUUGCUAUAUAUUGAGAAAGAAAUAAGAAUUUGUAUUCUUUUCUUUAGAUGAGUUUUAUGUUUUUAAAUGGGUGCAUUAUAAUAUAUUAUUGUUAUAUUGUUUAUAUUUUUUUAAUUAAUAUUAUUUUUACUUACCAUCAAAUCCACUUUAUGUUUAAGUUAAAUAUUAACCUGAAUAGAAUUUCUAUUUGUACUAAUUUAUACUAUAUAAUUCAAUAUAAUUGGAACACCAAAUACCAAUAUACGUUUUUUCUACGAUA
Messenger RNA from Myzus persicae (green peach aphid), 2089 nucleotides. It is a transcript of the gene Arp2, whose product is annotated as actin-related protein 2. The coding region runs from base 407 to 1591 and encodes 394 amino acids. Gene Ontology annotation, biological process: Arp2/3 complex-mediated actin nucleation. Gene Ontology annotation, molecular function: actin filament binding. The transcript is spliced from 9 exons. The record is from RefSeq and is a predicted model, not a curated record. Lineage: Eukaryota; Metazoa; Arthropoda; Insecta; Hemiptera; Aphididae. Gene Ontology annotation, cellular component: Arp2/3 protein complex; actin cortical patch.